Molecule: messenger RNA, 2074 nt
Organism: Durio zibethinus
Lineage: Eukaryota; Viridiplantae; Streptophyta; Magnoliopsida; Malvales; Malvaceae
Product: putative xyloglucan endotransglucosylase/hydrolase protein 23
Biological process (GO): cell wall biogenesis; xyloglucan metabolic process
Cellular component (GO): cell wall; apoplast
Molecular function (GO): xyloglucan:xyloglucosyl transferase activity; hydrolase activity, hydrolyzing O-glycosyl compounds
Source: RefSeq, a predicted model, not a curated record
UCAUCAGGGUUCAUAUACAGGCUUGUUGAAUGUAAAAUCAUGACAAAUGAGGCGGCUCGCUCCAGACUAAGAGUCAUUUGGCCAAUUGGCACUUGAUUGGAGUGGUUGAAAUUUUUUAUAUAUGGGAUAUGACCCUUCUCUUUUCUCUAGCUAUAUUUUUUUCUUCAACCCCAGCUUUUCUACAACUCAUAUUCUCUUCCCACCAAACUCAAAAAUCGUGAGGAACCUUCAAAUCAUGCACUCUUCCUUAUUUUGUUCGUCAUCCUCCGUCUAUAUAAACAGGCUAUAAUUUUAGGUCAAUAAACAAUUCAAGCCUCCAACUCCUUCACUGAAAAUCACUUAUUCAACUCCUCAUUUCAUACAAUAAAUCAGAAAUAAUGACAUCUUUAAUUUCUUGUUCUUCAAAUGUUUCUGUUACUCUCCUAAUCUCUGUAUGGGUUACUUUUGUUAUAAUUGCAACUGCUGGCAACUUUUACCAGGACUUUGACAUUACAUGGGGAGAUGGUCGUGCUCAGAUACUCAACAAUGGUGAACUUCUUACCCUUUCCCUUGACAAAACGUCUGGCUCAGGUUUCCAAUCCAAAAAUGAGUAUUUGUUUGGAAAGAUUGAUAUGCAGCUCAAGCUUGUCCCUGGCAAUUCUGCAGGCACUGUCACCGCAUAUUAUUUGCGCUCCGAAGGGUCUGCUUGGGAUGAAAUAGACUUCGAAUUCUUGGGCAACUUAAGUGGCGAUCCUUACAUUCUUCACACAAAUGUAUUCAGCCAAGGCAAAGGUGACAGGGAGCAACAGUUCUACCUCUGGUUUGAUCCUACAGCUGAUUUUCACACCUAUUCCAUCCUGUGGAAUCCCCAACGUAUCAUCUUCUAUGUAGAUGGCACUCCCAUUAGAGAGUUCAAGAACUUGGAAUCAAUUGGGGUUCCAUUCCCAAAGAACCAGCCCAUGAGGAUACAAUCCAGUCUCUGGAACGGUGAUGACUGGGCUACAAGAGGUGGUCUAGUCAAGAUUGAUUGGAGCCAGGCUCCCUUCACUGCCUCGUAUAGAAACUUCAAUGCCGAUGCUUGCACCAGGUCUUCUGGAGCAUCAUCAAUUUGCAAUUCAAAUUCUCCUGCUAACAAUAAUAAUCCUCCUUGGCUCUUGGAAGAACUUGACUCCGCAGGCCAAGAGGCGCUGCAGUGGGUGCAGAGGAAUUACAUGAUUUACAAUUACUGCUCAGACACAAAGCGAUUUCCCCAAGGCCUCCCACCAGAAUGUACUGCCAAAUAACUUAACUUAAACACAGCACAAAAAAUACCCACUACUCGUUCAUCCCUUGCUUCUCUGAUUUUGGGAUAAUUAAUUCUUUUAAUUACUGAUUGUUUUCGCAAUAAGAGGGAAUUUAUUUUUGUUGAAAUAAAGAACACAAUCAAUAAAUAAUAACAGUAAUUCAUAGAUUAUCACAGUUCCGAAUGCUUGAUGCUUCUGUCUUUCUAUUGAAAAAAGAAAAAAAACAAACAACAAAAGUAUCAAUCAAACGAACCUAAAAAUACUAACCAAGCAACAUCUAUUAGAGAAGAAGAACAGCAACUUCCAUGACAACUGCUCUCGCAAUCCAAUCACACAAGGACUCAGACAGCCAACGAUUAGCAUCACUCUUUGAUCAAAUCUACAGUUUAAUUUUUAAAAAUAGUUGUUGUAAUUCAAAUUCAAUUUCAAAUACAAAAAGAUUGAAUUCAGAUUAUGAUAUAUUUUCAAACUUUGUACUAAUGAUAAACUCAAGCUUAUUGUUACAGAUACAAUAAUUUUAUUGUUUUAUGUCAUCAAGCUUCAAUUGCUUAAGAGUUCCACCAACUCAACAUCCUUUCGCAUAACUAUGUCAACAAAUCGUUAGAAUAGGUAACCUUUACUGCUCUGACUGGUUCUAUUCUUUGCAUGUCAAUUUUUAAUCUUAACGAUCAAAGUUGCAUUUAUAAUAUAAUAAAGCAAAUUUGGUUGACUUGCUUCAUGAAAAUGACAUUGAAUACAUAAAAUUAGUGUUAAUUACACGUUUGAUAUUUGUUGUCCCUGCAACGACGUGCAGAUAUGGCUAAUAUUGAUUA